Messenger RNA from Physcomitrium patens, 1654 nucleotides. Its product is annotated as quinolinate phosphoribosyltransferase [decarboxylating] 1b. Gene Ontology annotation, biological process: NAD+ biosynthetic process; quinolinate catabolic process. Gene Ontology annotation, molecular function: nicotinate-nucleotide diphosphorylase (carboxylating) activity. The record is from RefSeq and is a predicted model, not a curated record. Lineage: Eukaryota; Viridiplantae; Streptophyta; Bryopsida; Funariales; Funariaceae. Gene Ontology annotation, cellular component: cytoplasm.
AUGAGAGGACUUGCUUUUCCGUGCGCAAGCACCGAAACGAAAGCGAGGGGGACGCAAUAGAGCUUAGGAAAUAUUUGUCCUUGUCGUGGUAGCGAUGGCGCUGCUGCACCACGCCCAUGCUUCCCAACCUCUACGUAUCUCGGCAAUCCCUCAAACCCAUCUCUCCUCUCCGAAACUUGCCUCCUCCCUCGUCUUGUCAAGUACGCGCUUCGGUGGAUUCCCCACACUCCCAAUUGCAGGAGCAUCGUCUAGGUGGUGGGCAGGGCCGUCCAUGGCCAUGGUAGGUGUGAAGUCUGCUACCGAGGGAGCCAAGUUCGCAGUUCCGCCUCCUGCGCACCCCACGUAUGAUCUUUUGCAUGUAAUUCGUCUGGCGCUUGCUGAGGAUGCCGGCGAUCAGGGUGCGUUCCUGGUUCUUUUGAAUUUUCUGCCGGUUGGAAUUCUCGCAGCUGCUGCUAUGGUAAACCCAGCAAGUGAUGUGACUUGCUUAGCAACAAUGACGCCAGACGUUCAAGCAGAAGCUCAAUUUCUAGCCAAGGCGAAUGGAGUGAUUGCUGGAAUCGCAUUGGCAGAGAUGGUGUUUACUGAAGUGGACCCAUCGUUGAAGGUGGAGUGGACUGUUCGCGACGGAGAUUUGAUUACCAAGGGCCAGCAAUUUGGAACUGUUAGAGGAGCGGCUCAGAGCAUAUUGACCGCGGAAAGAGUUGUUCUGAAUUUUAUGCAGCGGAUGAGUGGUAUAGCUACUUUAACUAAGGCCAUGGCAGAAGCUGCAAAACCAGCUCGAAUAUUGGAGACCAGAAAAACAGCACCUGGGUUACGACUUGUUGAUAAAUGGGCAGUUUUGAUUGGAGGAGGUGAAAACCAUCGGAUGGGAUUGUACGAUAUGGUUAUGGUUAAAGAUAACCAUAUUGCUGUCGCUGGAGGAAUUCAGCAAGCCAUAUCCGCCGUCGACAAUUAUCUGAACUCGAAGAAUCUCAAAAUUGGUGUUGAGAUUGAAACAAGAACUCUGGAAGAGGUGCAAGAAGUGCUGCACAGUGUGGCACAAGGCAAAGGCCGUGUAACUCGUGUUAUGCUUGAUAACAUGGUGGUGCCUUUGGAGAACGGUGAUGUAGAUGUUUCUCUGCUUCAACAAGCAGUGAGUAUGAUUGAGGGAAAAUUUGAAACUGAGGCCUCCGGUAAUGUGACGCUUGAUACGGUUUCUAAAAUUGGUUCUACUGGUGUGACCUUCAUUUCCAGUGGGGCAUUGACACACUCAGUGAAAGCAUUGGACAUCUCUUUGAAUGUGGACACAGAACUGGCUAUAGAAGUAGGCAAACGCACCAAUCGUGCAUGAUACCCGGUACUCGUCUGUCUGGACAUUCCUUGCUCGGUGCUCUGAGUUAUCGUGUGGAAACUUAUGUAAACCAAUUUGCAUAAGCACGUGAUCCUUCAUUCAUCGAGACUGAAUAGAAUAAUACGAGUUGGUGUGAAUUUCGACAUUGUAGCUGGAUCAUGGUGCAUAUAAGAUGACCCAUGCAGUCCUCCUGGAAUUAUCAUUUUAUGAAUAAAUAGCUUUAAUGUGGAAAAGUAAUCAUUACAAUUAUUCAAACAACCUCAUCAUAGAUUGUUAGCAAUAAGCAUUAAAAAUAAAAAAUAAAAAAAGUUAAGUCUUUUUUUU